This is a messenger RNA of Nematostella vectensis (starlet sea anemone), 2371 nucleotides long. RefSeq lists its product as uncharacterized. The transcript has 4 exons. NCBI's taxonomy places the organism in Eukaryota, Metazoa, Cnidaria, Anthozoa, Actiniaria, Edwardsiidae. Bases 84 to 707 code for a protein of 207 amino acids. The record is from RefSeq and is a predicted model, not a curated record.
UCUUCCGAAGGGUUGAUCAGACGCUUCCAUUUUAAGUUGAGAUUCUUCUGAGGAGAUUUCGACAAGAAACAGUAUCACGCAGUAUGACUGAGAGUUCGUCGAGAUCAUCAGACGAAAACGAAGGCUACGAAAGUGAGGAGUUUGCUGAGGUAGAGACCCAGUUUGAGCCCUACACGGAUGAACCUCUCGCACCUCCGGGCUACAGGGAAGAAAUUGAUGAGGAAUCGAACGACCCCGAUGGCCUGAGGCCCCAGAUCCUGGCCGACAGAGAGGAUGAGAUAAUACCUGUCCAGGAAUGGUGCCAGUGUCAACAUUGUGCAAAGAAUGAGCUAAACGGCGCUCUUGAGCAUCGAUGUUGUAGAGAAAUUGAGAAUGUUCAAGGCAAACUAACAUUCGACGGUUCGAUUGAGAACUUAUCAUGCAUCACACUGCACGAGGACUACAGAGCAAUGACUAACAAGGCCGUCCUUCAAAACGUGGCGCCAUUGCUGAAGGCAAGGACAGGGCAAGCAUACAGGCGGCGUACAGGAGUAUCGGAGAACGAAUUUUUGAGGUUAGUUGCCUAUCGCUGGAUAAUUCGGUGGAUAUGUGGCUAUAUGGGAUGGGAAAACACUCGCCCAUUGUCUGCGUGCAUUUAUAAUGACAUACGGACAAGAUAUCAGACACGGCACCUACGGCCAAGGGGAUAUCAGGAGGCCAGGAGCUAAUGAGGCAUUGAUGUAUGGCUACAUUCCGAGUAUGGCUCAACCAAUGAGUACUGGAUAUAUAUAUCUUUUCAUAAUUUUAUUUUGUAUAGUUUGAUUUGUAUAGUUCUUCAAAUAUAUGUACAUAUUUGAUAGAUAAAAAUAGCAAAAAACACCCUGAAAAAGAACCCUGAUGAAUUUAUUUUUAAAUAAAUUAUAUUUUGUAUUUAUUUUAUCAAAUGGGCAAAAUAUUAAAUAACGUAUUUAUAGAUGUUUUCUUGUUACUAUUUAUUGAAAGUGAGUAAUAUUGAUCCAAUUUUGCAGUCAACUCAGUCAAUGGAAAAAAAUCUACAUUGAUGUUUAAUAAAAAUAAUCAGCAAAACAAUAUCUGUGAAUUCCAUCUACAAAUGUAAAAUAGAGAGUGGUAUCAAUUAACACUAACUGUUUCACAAAUUGAAAUCACUCUAAUUUAAUCCAACUCCCACUAACUUAAUCUAACUGGUGGCUCUAUCAGGACAUGUUUUCUUACUGUGGCCUUACAUUGGUGCAUUGCAUUUUUUACAACAAGGUUCUCUCUUUCUUGCUUUUGGGGCAGCUGUGGCUUGUUCCUGUGCAGCAGCUCUCAUGUCCUCUUGGACAUCAACUACAAAAUCAUGUAUAAAAAGAGAACUAUUAAGUCUAGUUCUGUGCUACAUAGAAAGGGUGGAUUAUUUUUUUUAUCUGGCUGGCUAUAAAACAAAUAGACAAUUUUCAACAAAAUCAACCUGUAAUAUUUAUUUAAAAAACAACAACAACAAUAGAAAUAGCUGCAAGAGAAAAAAAGGAUCUAAAUUGAACAGUCCAGACAAGUAUGUUGUACUAUAGGCAUCAAUCUGAGUAGUAAGUCUUUGCAAAUGCUUUCACAGUGCAUUUUGUUUGUGGUUCUUUUUUAGUUAUUUUUUCACUGCUGUUGAAGGUGUGGAUAUCCACCAAAUGCAAUGUUUGACAAACAUGUUUAAAUGUUUAGCCAGGCCUUAAGCCAUUGCCACACAUACCUGAUGGAUAAAGGGGGGUGGUGCUAUGCCUUUUCAUCUUCUCAUAAACCUGGAUGGCUUCACUUCUGGACACUCUAUUUGGAAAUUGUUGGCUAAGGGGCUCUGGCACCUUUUUUUGGUAUCUCUCACGAAUAGCUGUCAACUCCUCCAGUGGUACAGUGAAGAGUACCUUGCUGAUAUCAUCUACAUAGUCUGCAAACAAUAAGAUAAAUAAUUAUGACAGGCAUAGAUUGUACAAUAAAACAUUAGCUUUGUGAGCAAAGUUUCCAUUCAAAACAAUUGUCUCUCACCCUAAGGUUGAGGGGUUAGGACAUUCCCUAGAUAAAUUUAAAUAUCCCACCUACUUCUAGAAUAAAAUGCGUUUGCGACAAUACCCAAUCAGAGACCAAGUUAAAUAACAAUACCCUCUCUGGAAUUAUUAGUUGGAACAUAGCCCUUUAGGAAGCCUGAAAUAGUUGUCUUUUGUAAGUCUUCGGUAAUAAGACACCAAAGACAACUAUUACAGGCCUCCUCAAGGGCUAUGUUCCAAUUAAUAAUUCCAGAUGAGAGGGAUGUCUUUGGUGUCUAUUUUAUGGGAAAACAUCUCUGUUACUCAACUCUUCUGUUUCAUAGGGUUAAAAGAAAUCACCAUAGCAACAAAAUAGUCUGAUAAAA